Sipha flava (yellow sugarcane aphid) is the source of this 2199-nucleotide messenger RNA. RefSeq names its product dynein intermediate chain 2, ciliary-like. Gene Ontology annotation, molecular function: dynein heavy chain binding; dynein light chain binding. The record is from RefSeq and is a predicted model, not a curated record. Gene Ontology annotation, biological process: outer dynein arm assembly; cilium movement. Gene Ontology annotation, cellular component: outer dynein arm. Lineage: Eukaryota; Metazoa; Arthropoda; Insecta; Hemiptera; Aphididae.
AUGGCACCGCCAAAGCAAGAACCUAAGAAAAAAAUCGAAGUUGUGGAAACUACUGAAACCAUUGUUAAUCUUAAUGAUCCCGUAAAACCAGACGAUCAAUUAGUUCUUAGCAAUGAUACUCUAGAAGAAAUACACGAUAAUAUAUUUUAUAUUAAAGAACCACCCAAACCACCUACUCAGAUAAUUUAUAGUUAUAGAAAAAAAAAAUUUGAGCCUAAGAUUGAAAAAUCUAAUGGUGUAUUAAUUAUCGGUUUGAAAUCUGCAUUACUUCAUUGUGAAUCUACAGAAGCUAAUAUUCAAAUUGAAAACGAGUUAUGCAGAAAGCCAGAAGAUUUUACUGCGGUGGACGAAGUUGGUGAGAUUGAAAUGAUGGAAGAAGAACAAGAAAAUAUUGAUGUGCUUGAUUUAUCAGAAGACGUUGCUGAAGAAAAUUUGGUGUUACUUGAAGAAGGCAAUGAAGAAUUCUUGAAUGAAGAAAAUGAACUGGAUGAGAUGAAUGAAAUGGAAGAAGAAAAAAGUUUGAAAGUAGUAUCUAAAGAGGACUUUGAACCAGUACACAAAAAACGCGUGUUAAAAGAAAAGUCUAUAGAGUCUUUUGUAAGCUUGCCGGUCACCAAGUUUUGCACCGUGAUUAAGCUUAAAAACAAAUUCAAUUUUUUUGAUCGAUACGUACAAACUAAAAGUAUUUCUAUGAAAGAUAAAUACACUCAGACUAGGAUAAAAAAAUACGUAAAAUUUCAAAUGACUGUAUUACGCGGUGAAUCAUAUGACAUUUGUAAAAAUGAUUUUAUGAAACAACAAGAAAAAAAAGAAGAAGAAAUGAGAAAAAAGAUGGCCGCACACAUGUCUAAAAAACAAGCCGGAAGUAAAAAAAAACAAGUCACGCACGAUCCAAAAACACUCAACUUACUUAACAUUUCCAAGACCAUUGAGAGAUUUGUUAACUUACUUGUGACUGAUGCCAUAGCACAAGAUUUUCGUUAUUACGAAGACCCAUCUGACCAGUUCAGAAAUAAAGGAGAAGGCACAUUAAUGCUUAUGUGGAACAUGGUGUUAAAAAAGGAAAAAAUAUUUACUGUUACUGAUAUGUGCUGGAAUCCUAUUUAUUUUGACAUGUUUGCCAUUACAGUCAGCAUUCCACAAUGUUAUCUAUCAAGUACUGACAAUCCAGAUGUGGGUUAUGUAUGCGUGUGGUUGUUAAAAAAUUCGUCGUACCCCGAUUUCGUCACUGAAACAGAUUGUGGAGCGAUGUGCCUUAGUUUCCAUCACCAAUUUGGUUAUAAUCUGGUGGUCGGAUUUCGUGACGGUGGCUUAGCUGUGUACAACAUUAACAUGCUGACUCACGAACCGCAGUACAAGACGGAUUUGACCCAAACCAGACAUAUGGCUUGUGUGAGACAGGUGGUUUGGGGCAAGGAUUUGCCAAGUGGUGAACUGAAUUUCUUCUCUGUGUCCGAAGACGGUACAGUCUGCCAAUGGUUACUGGUAGAAUUCGAAAUGGUCAAGAUUGUUAUAAUGACUCUUAUCAUAGAGAUGGAUCCUGAAAUUGAACUUGGCGGAAUCAAACAGACGUACUACGCCAAGGGCACGACAAUCACGUUUAAUCCAAAUAACGACGAGUUAUACAUGGUAGGCACAACCGAGGGAUACGUUUAUAAAUGUAAUACGGCUAUGAGUAGUUUUACGAAGAAAUUUCGAGCUCACGAAAUGGAAGUCAAUCGAAUUGAUUAUAAUAAAUUCGAUUCGAAUAUUUUCAUUACGUGUAGCAAUGAUUUCAUGGUGAAGUUAUGGGAAGACGAUUCAGAAGGGCCGUUGAUAAUGAUAAAUCUAAGAAGAGCAUUGUGCGAUGUGCAUUGGUCGCCGUUUUCCAGUACAGUUUUCGUUAUCCUUACUGUCGAUUGUCACAUGAUAUUUUACGAUUUGAAUGUAAGCUUGAAAAAACCCGUUUGUGAUCAGCUCAUACAAUCUGCUGAAGAAGAUCGCCCCACUAGAAUGAUUUUCAACAAACGAGUACCGAUGGUCUUGGUCGGAAGUUCAAGGUCUACGGUAAUUACGUUUAAAUUAUCACCGGGUCUUCGGGCAACGAUGAAAUCUCCGAAGAAAGGAGUUUUAAUUUCUGUGGAAACUAUGGAGUUGGAAAAAUUGUAUGCCAUUUUGGACACGUUCAGAAAAAAAACCAAUAAAUCAGUUACAUCAUAG